Caretta caretta (loggerhead turtle) is the source of this 936-nucleotide messenger RNA. Lineage: Eukaryota; Metazoa; Chordata; Testudines; Cheloniidae. The record is from RefSeq and is a predicted model, not a curated record.
AUGCUGAAGCAGAGAGACUUGGACAAGAACACAACUGGAGCUGCCAUUGCAGGGGGAGCACCUGCCAUGGGGACAGCCACACAGCAAACCCUCAUCACUUUGCUCUCCAUAGCAGCAGUGGCUGCCCAGGCAGAAGACACCUGCCCAGAAGUGAGAAUAGUGGGACUCAGCGGUUCUGAUAAACUCGCCGUUCUCCAAGGCUGCCCUGGGUUUCCUGGUGCCGCAGGACCCAAAGGUGCCCCAGGAGCUGCAGGAAUGAGAGGUGUACAGGGAACACAGGGAAUCCCUGGGAAGGCAGGACCACAGGGACUAAAAGGGGAUAGAGGUGUUGCUGGUCCCCCGGGUCCAAAAGGUGAUAAAGGAUCUCCUGGAGCACCUGGAACACCAGCUAUUUGCACCCUCACGGUUCUCUGGCAUGUUUUCCAGAAAAGGGCAGAUGGAUCCGAGAACUUUUUCCGUGACUGGGAUUCAUACAAAAGAGGGUUCGGCAGCCGGCUGUCAGAAUUCUGGCUGGGGAACGACAAUAUCCACCUGUUAACAUCUCUAGGAAACCAUGAACUCCGCAUUGACCUCAAAGACUUUGAAAACAACAUGCAGUUUGCCAAGUACAAGUCAUUCAAGAUUGCAGGAGAGACGGAGAAAUACAAACUGGUUCUUGGAGAUUUUCUUGGAGGCACUGCAGGUGAUUCACUAACCUGGCACAAGGACAUGCAGUUUUCAACCAGAGACCGUGACAACGACCUGGGUUCAAAUGCUCAAAACUGUGCUGCAAUCUACAAGGGGGCCUGGUGGUACAAGGACUGUCACUGGUCCAACCUGAAUGGGAUGUACUUGGCUGGUGCCCACUCCAGCUUUGCGGAUGGGGUGAACUGGAGGACGGGCAAAGGAUAUAACUAUUCCUACAAACAGUCAGAAAUGAAAUGUAGGCCUGUCUAG